Diceros bicornis minor is the source of this 1444-nucleotide messenger RNA. RefSeq names its product mitochondrial rRNA methyltransferase 2 (gene MRM2). NCBI's taxonomy places the organism in Eukaryota, Metazoa, Chordata, Mammalia, Perissodactyla, Rhinocerotidae. Gene Ontology annotation, molecular function: rRNA (uridine-2'-O-ribose)-methyltransferase activity. The transcript has 3 exons. Gene Ontology annotation, biological process: RNA methylation. The record is from RefSeq and is a predicted model, not a curated record. Gene Ontology annotation, cellular component: mitochondrion. Bases 36 to 776 code for a protein of 246 amino acids.
UUCCGGCAGCAGGGGGCCGGAGCAGCUCUGCACCCAUGGCCCGGUCCUUGAAGCUGCUGUGUGCUUCCCUUCGGCAUCAAAGCUUCCACACUGCUGGGAGUCACUACAAGGGUCGGACAGGCGCUGAGCACCUGUGGCUGACGCGGCAUUUGAAAGACCCGUUUGUGAAGGCUUCGAAGGUGGAGAGUUACCGGUGUCGAAGUGCCUUCAAGCUUCUGGAGGUGAACGAGAGGCACCGGAUCCUGCGGCCCGGCCUCCGGGUGUUGGACUGUGGGGCAGCUCCUGGUGCGUGGAGCCAGGUGGCAGUGCAGCGAGUCAAUGCUGCAGGCACAGAUCCCAGCGCUCCUGUUGGCUUUGUACUUGGGGUAGAUCUUCUUCACAUCUUCCCCCUGGAAGGAGCAACUUUUCUGUGCCCUGCUGAUGUGACUGACCCAAGAACCUUCCAAAGAAUCCGAGAACUGCUUCCUGGUGGGAGAGCAGAUGUGAUUCUGAGUGACAUGGCACCCAAUGCCACAGGGAUCCGAGGCCUCGAUCACGACAGGCUCAUCAGUCUGUGCUUGUCCCUUCUGGACUUGGCUCCAGACAUCCUGCACCCCGGAGGAACAUUCCUUUGUAAAACCUGGGCUGGAAGUCAAAGCCAUCGGUUACAGAAGAGACUGACAGACGAGUUCCAGAACACAAGGACUGUGAAACCUGAAGCCAGCAGGAAAGAGUCAUCAGAGGUGUACCUCUUGGCCACACAAUACCGAAGAGUGAAGGGGUCUGUGAAGGACUGAGAGUUUCUUCUGCCUCUUCUGGUCCUUUUUCACUGCAAAUGUAGCCUGAGCUCUUUCCUGAAGUGUGGCUGGGGAGAUGGAGCUUGAUCUGAUCUGGGAGAUGCGGCAAGCAGGACAAGUGGGGGACCUUUUUUUUUUUUAAAAACCAAAAAGAUAGGACAAAACUAUAUUCAGUGUCCAGUGUCCAUGAUAUAUGGUAAACAGCAGUCUCUCUAACAUGAUUUGUGAAGAGGACAUUAUGAGAAGGAGACAGGCAAAGAUAAAAGGAUGAGAAGACAGUGAGAAGGAUAAACACGAAUACGCUGAGACAGACAGACAGACAUACACACACCUGUAUGUCACUUCUCAUCUUACAGACUGUUAGCAUGUACAGAGAAACAGGUUUCCACCAUGGCUCCAAGAACACAGCACACAGGUUUCCAGUUGUUAUUUUGGCUAUACAGUGCAAUGUAGAAAAAUCUGAAAUUUCAGACUGGAGAUUAAUUUCCAUUUCUUUGGUGAAUGAUCUAGAAACAUCCAUUCUUCAAGCAGUGAGAGUUCCCAGAGCAAUGAGGGAAGACAUUUGGUAUGAAUUAUGCAUAGGGUGGGUGCGCUUUGGUUUUUCCUGCGAAUGUGUGUUGCUGUAAUGCUCCAGGCUCCCAAGACCAUAAAGGUAAUUGCCAAAGCAA